Molecule: messenger RNA, 357 nt
Organism: Ophidiomyces ophidiicola
Lineage: Eukaryota; Fungi; Ascomycota; Eurotiomycetes; Onygenales; Onygenaceae
Gene: RPC19
Product: RNA polymerase subunit AC19
Exons: 4
Coding region: 1-357 (118 amino acids)
Biological process (GO): DNA-templated transcription
Cellular component (GO): RNA polymerase III complex; RNA polymerase I complex
Molecular function (GO): DNA binding; protein dimerization activity; DNA-directed RNA polymerase activity
Source: RefSeq, a predicted model, not a curated record
AUGCAAGACUUGAAUGAUGGUGGCGAAGAGACAGGCAUCCGCGAGAGGCCGAGAAUCACAAUUCUGCCUGGUUCUACUGAAACUGCCGCAUCGUUCGAGUUCGAAGGAGAAGAUCAUACCCUGGGAAAUAUACUACGAUAUACCAUUAUGAAGAAUCCCGAGGUUGAGUUCUGUGGUUACGUUCUCCCACACCCGUCAGAGUUCAAAAUGAAUCUACGGAUCCAAACUUACGAUUCGACCAAUGUAUUCGAAGCACUUCACAAGGGUCUCGAUGAUCUGAUGAAUCUUUGCGACGUUAUGACGGAAACGUUCACAGCUGCAAGGGACGAUUUUGAAUCAACCAAAAUGAUGUCAUAA